Vigna umbellata (rice bean) is the source of this 1566-nucleotide messenger RNA. The record is from RefSeq and is a predicted model, not a curated record. Lineage: Eukaryota; Viridiplantae; Streptophyta; Magnoliopsida; Fabales; Fabaceae.
AUGGAAAGCCCUCCUACUCCUUCUUACGUCGUGGUUGCAUGUGAUGCCACAAGGGACCGCACUGAAAACGAGAUCAAACUCGUUGCUGAUCAUGUCCGGGCCAGGGGUUCCUUUCUCUCUCAUGGUGACAAGCUGCUUGUGCUUUGUGUGUUGCACAAAGUGUCUCACCCCAUGGGGUACCAGACAUUAGCAUGUCCCGAGUCAUUUGCUGGAACCAACUUUCGUACAAUGGAGGAAGAAGUCAAAAAGAAAGUUGAUACGUAUGCUAGUGAGCUUUUAUCAUGUUAUGAAGAUUUUGAAAGUGAAGGGGCUACUAUUGAAAUUAAAGUCACGGCAGGAUUUCCAAUUAAACAAGUUGUUUUACAGGAGAUUACAAACUAUAAUGCAUCGUGGAUAAUACUUGACAGGAGUUUUAACUUUGAUGCAGGCAUAAGCAUUAAAGGAGAAUAUAGGUAUCUCACCAGUUCUCAGAUUGACCAUAAGCCAAACCAAAGUGACUUUCUGCCAAAACAUUCAGACGCACCGCUUCUUUGUACUGGCUGUGGGACAAGAACUGAGUUAUCUAUCUCAGACUCAAUGAAGUUCAACUACUCUGACAUACAACUUGCAACAAAUGACUUUUCAAAGGACAACUUAUUAGGUGAAGGUGGCUACGGUCACGUAUACAAGGGCGUGCUUAAAGAUGGACAGCAAAUUGCGGCAAAGGUAAGGAAAGAAGAAAGUUCACAAGGAUUUUCUGAAUUUCAUUCUGAGGUCUACGUCUUAAGUUUUGCGCGACACAAGAAUAUAGUGAUGCUGUUGGGUUAUUGUUGCAAAGAAAGGAAAAACAUCCUCAUUUAUGAAUAUAUUUGCAACAAGUCUCUCCAUUGGCAUUUAUUUGAAAAUAAUGCAGCAGUUCUUGAGUGGCACCAGAGGUAUGCUAUUGCCAUUGGGAUUGCUAAGGGAUUGCGUUUUCUACACGAGGAAUGCCGUGGUGGUCCUAUUAUUCAUCGGGACAUGCGACCAAGCAAUAUACUUCUCACCCACGAUAUUGUUCCCAUGCUAGGUGACUUUGGCCUUGCUAAAUGGAAGACUGAUAAUGAAACUCCUCAAACAAGGAUAAUGGGCACAUUAGGAUACCUUGCUCCUGAGUAUGCUGAAGACGGUAUUGUUUCUGAGGGAACAGAUGUGUACUCUUAUGGGAUUAUCCUGUUACAAUUGAUAUCAGGACGCCAGGUGGGCAAUUCCAACAAUCCAGAACAACAACAAUCUCUCCGACAAUGGGCUGAGCCAAUGAUAGAGAAGUUGGCGUUACAUGAACUGAUUGACACUCGUCUAUCGGAAUCAUAUGACACCUAUGAACUGUACCUCAUGGCCAAAGCAGCAUACUUCUGUGUGCAAAGGAAGCCUGAGAUGCGUCCCUCAAUGGGAGAGGUUGUGCGACUUCUCGAGGGAGAAAGUAGCCACUUCCACUCUUUGGAAGAUCAAUUUGUACCUAAUUUUAACGGCUAAGCUUCAUCUCUGCAUACUAUGUGUGUAGUCACUUUAUUUUCUUUCUUUUUGUGUAUUUAGCAGAAACUUCGGUUU